UUCGUGCAUUUAAUUUUUAAUGAUAUGCGUACAGCUAUCUCUCUCUCUCUCUCUCUCUCUCUGUCUUCCUCUUCCCCUCCCUCUACCUCUGUCUCUUUCUCUAUUUUUUUGCUCCUCUCUUCGCCACCUGUUAGUUAGUCUCCCUGUCCUCGCCGCACUGGAAUCCCCUCUUUUUUUAUGAGGAGUUUUGCACUUACACUAUCAGUGGGCCCCAUGACUGUGCGAAAAGGAAAACCUUUAGCCAUCUCCAUCCAGGAGAACAUGGCCAUCGACGUGUGUCCAGGCCCUAUCCGCCCAAUCCGUCAAAUCUCCGCCUACUUCCCUCGCCUUUCGCCUACUUCCUCCUUCUCCGAGCCCCUAUCACCAAAUCAGAUGGCAGCUCCCACUUCGCUCAGCCCUGGCGCGACAGGUCAAGGUGGAGGUGCAGGAGGGGGAGGAGGAGGGAGCAGCAGCCUGCUGUCACCGCUGUUACCAGGGGCUGCUGGUGGAGGGGGGUCACUGUCAGCCAUGAGCAGUGUGGACACCUCCAUCGAGAUCGACAGCUGUGACAGCGAUGAUAGCACAUCUUUGGGGACGUUACAGUUUGACCUGCUGUAUGAGAGAGCCACCAGCUCCCUGCACUGCACAGUCCUGAGAGCAAAGGGACUGAAGCCGAUGGAUUUUAACGGUUUGGCUGAUCCCUACGUCAAGCUACACCUGCUUCCUGGAGCCUGCAAGGCCAAUAAACUGAAAACCAAGACAGUGCGCAACACGCUGAACCCUGUGUGGAACGAGACGCUCACCUACUGUGGAAUCACAGAGGAGGACAUGUACCGCAAAACACUCCGGGUAUCUGUGUGCGACGAAGACAAGCUGACACAUAAUGAGUUCAUCGGGGAGUCGCGGGUGGCCCUGCGCCGUUUGAAGCCUGACCAGACCAAACACUAUAACAUCUGUCUGGAGCAUCCACCUCCUCUGCCCUCACCCACAGCCAUGAGCACAGCGCUGAGAGGAAUCUCCUGCUACCUGAGAGAGUGGGAGACCGAGCAGCAUCGAAGCCUUGAGGAGAGAGGCCGCCUGCUGCUCUGCCUGCAGUUCCUCCCACCGGCCGCUGCCGAUGAUGACUUGAAGGGCGAAGCUAAGGAGAGGGCACGUGGUGGGCUGUGUGUGGGCGUGAAACGAUGUGCCCACCUGGCAGCCAUGGAUGUCAACGGCUUCUCUGACCCCUAUGUUAAAACGUACCUCAAACCCGAUGUUCAUAAGAAAUCCAAGCACAAAACAGCAGUCAUAAAAAAGACUCUGAACCCGGAGUUUAAUGAGGAGUUUUUCUAUGAAAUCACUUUCUCAGAGUUAGCCACCAAGACCCUGGAGGUCACGGUGUGGGACUACGAUCUCGGAAAGUCCAACGACUUCAUAGGGGGCGUGUCCUUUGGGUGCCACUCACAGGGAGAGACUCUGCAGCACUGGAUAGACUGUCUGAAGAACAAGGGCAAGAAGGUGGAGCGCUGGCACACACUGACCAAUGAGCUGCCAGGAUCGACCCUACAGGAAUGAAGCGAUUAUCGUCCUCUGACACCAGAGAGACGCCUGAAGACUCAGGAUGAGGGGCAAUUCAUCGCAUGUUCUGAGGACUUUUGUGCAUGAAUAAGACGAGGAUUCAUAUCCAGCUUACUUUGUGUCAUAAAUGAGAUCAUAAUUCUUAACACAAAGGGGUCAUAGUCUGGGAUCAAUACUGUAAUCUUGGUUUUAGAUAGACUUGAUGCAAAUGUGAGGAAAGGCCCCCAGUAUAAAGCUAACAGUGUGAGAAUUUUCAUAAUCAUAUUCAUAGAGAUCACAUCUCUUUUGUUGAUUUUAUGUUCAUCUAAAUGCUCCUCCACGCUGCUACAAGCUGGUUAGAUGUCAGCCUGCAGGAAAAAUUGAAAUGAAGCAGAAAAUAAUGAAAAACCUGGAUUGUUCUGCUUGUUAUUUUUGCUUAAACUCAUCCUCUGUCUGACAGUGCACACACCCCUCUUUUGCAAUAAUGUUUUGCUGAAUGCUUCCAAAUAUUUCCAAGUGGUCUUAAUGAUGCCAGACAGUUUGCAUCUAUUGGCCUGAUUGCCACUGGAUUGAGUGCACACAGCGCAGCCCAAUGAUAGAAUUUGUUCUUCCAUGUUGUUUGUUUUGCAUGUUUAGUGUCAAUGGUGCAAAUUCAAAGCAAAAAUGUACCUGGAGGAAAUUAUUAUUCUGCAGAGGGGGAUUUUUAAUUUUAAGGCUAACCACUUUUUUUAACGUUGUUCACAGUUGUGUGACAAAAACAUCUGUUGCUAUUAGUGACACACUGACAUCGACAUACUUCACAACCCCUGAUCUGUAUGCAAAAGUACAGAGAUGUAAUUAACAGGAGGGUCCCGGAGCAGAGAGAUUGAUUUUGUGGACAGCCGUGCAUCGUAAUAACAUCAUCAUCCUCUGUUGAAUAUCUAAAUUACAAAUAUGUACUGAAUGGUGUGUAGAGCACAGUGUUGUGUGAUAACUUGCUGCAGGUUG
Cheilinus undulatus (humphead wrasse) is the source of this 2502-nucleotide messenger RNA. Its product is annotated as double C2-like domain-containing protein alpha. NCBI's taxonomy places the organism in Eukaryota, Metazoa, Chordata, Actinopteri, Labriformes, Labridae. The record is from RefSeq and is a predicted model, not a curated record. The coding region runs from base 178 to 1533 and encodes 451 amino acids. The transcript has 11 exons.